Periophthalmus magnuspinnatus is the source of this 3133-nucleotide messenger RNA. RefSeq names its product galanin receptor type 1-like. The coding region runs from base 264 to 1316 and encodes 350 amino acids. The transcript is spliced from 3 exons. Gene Ontology annotation, molecular function: galanin receptor activity. Gene Ontology annotation, cellular component: membrane. The record is from RefSeq and is a predicted model, not a curated record. Gene Ontology annotation, biological process: positive regulation of cytosolic calcium ion concentration; G protein-coupled receptor signaling pathway; negative regulation of adenylate cyclase activity. Lineage: Eukaryota; Metazoa; Chordata; Actinopteri; Gobiiformes; Gobiidae.
GGUGACUGGAUCCGCGCGUCCGUCCAAGCGCAGCAGAGCAUCAGGUGCGCACCGAAACGCACGGGGCUGGAGAGAUUUCAACAGAAACAUGAACCUGCGUGUUGGUUUUAUUGCAGACAAACGUGGAUUUGAAACGGUACGGCAUGAGAAAGAAAGGCAGCCACGUCGUGCGUAAAUGGAAAAGCCCUUCGAUUACGACUUUUAAGAACUGUGCCAUGCGUAACACAGCAACUUUUUAUCAUUUUUAGCCGCCAAUCGUAAAUAUGAACUUCUCGGAUGCUGUAUGGCUCUACGAGGAGCCUUGGAACAUUAGCAGAGGGGAGGAAGAAGAUCAUAAACUUUUAUUUGGCAUUGGCGCGGAUAAUUUCAUCACGCUCCUCGUGUUUGGACUUAUCUUUACGCUCGGAGUGCUUGGGAACUCUAUGGUCAUCACAGUAUUGGCCAAAAGCAAGCCGGGAAAACCACGAAGCACUACCAAUAUUUUCAUCCUCAAUCUAAGUAUAGCUGACCUGUCCUACCUGCUCUUCUGCAUCCCCUUUCAAUCAACUAUUUACAUGAUGCCAACUUGGGUCCUCGGUGCGUUCAUAUGUAAAUUCAUUCACUAUUUCUUUACUGUUUCCAUGCUCGUGAGCAUAUUUACGCUGUCUGCUAUGUCCGUGGACCGCUACAUUGCGAUCGUUCACUCAAGAAAGUCUUCAUCCAUCCGCGUGGCCAAACAUGCGUUAAUCGGAGUAGUGGUCAUUUGGAUACUGUCGCUGGCCAUGGCUGCGCCCAUCAUGUAUUACCAGAACAUAUUCCUCAGAGGUGAGAACCACACGUACUGCUGGGAAGUGUGGCCGGAUCAAAACCAGAAGAAGAUUUAUGUCGUGUGUACAUUUGUGUUUGGUUAUGUGUUGCCUCUGCUCCUCAUCUCCUUCUGUUAUGCGAAGGUUUUAAAUCAUUUACACAAAAAGCUAAGAAACAUGUCCAAAAAGUCAGAGGCAUCAAAGAAAAAGACUGCCCAGACAGUGCUGGUGGUGGUGGUAGUCUUCUGCAUCUCCUGGCUGCCUCAUCAUGUGGUGCACUUGUGGGUGGAAUUUGGAAAGUUCCCUCUGAACCAGGCCUCCUUUGUGCUGCGUGUUGCCGCUCACUGUCUGGCCUACAGCAACUCGUCGGUCAACCCGGUCAUCUACGCCUUCCUGUCCGAGAACUUCAGGAAAGCUUACAAGCAAGUGUUCAAAUGCCAGAUCGGUACGAGCGACUCCCCACUUAACGAUAUCAAGGAGAUACGUAGCAAGCCGGAAACGCCGCCGUCUACUAACUGCACCAAUGUCUGACUUGGGAGGGGCAAUUUAACAUUCACAAUUAAUUUGUUGCUGACAUCAUUAUGACUUUCUAUUGCUAAUUGUGGCUGCUUGAAUUUGAAAUCGGCAGCACUUAUUCCACAUAAGCGCUGUUUGGUAUAUUGAGUCUUGUUAUGUUCUUGGAAAUCAUAAUUAAUAACAGAAUCCUUUCAUGUAACCCCUUUUCUUUUCUGAUAUAAACAAUGGAACAAGAUUCAUAGUUUGGAUUUUAAAACUGUAAAAUAAGCUUUCCUCUAGAUUGAGUAUUUGCUCUAAAUAGUAGUCGCACGAUAUGGUUACCGCCACUGCUAAUCAUCUAUUAAGGGGUUAUGAUACCACUAACAUCUGUAAAAUUGCCAUUAUUUUUGCUUGUAAAUAUAACAAAUGAUAUCUAGCUUCACACUAUAUUUGAAUGCCUUUUUUUCCAGAUUGUGUCGUGCUGUAUGACUGAGCCAGGCUUUUGGACACUUCUAAUGCAUCCUUUAUAACCAUGGAAACACUCAGACAGGACAGCCAAUGGGAUUGAAGAAUUAACAAUGUUGUAUCUAUGUGAUGUGCCAAGCCGUCUCCACACAGCAGCCUUACCUCAAUACACUGUAAGAUCAAGCCCGGUUUUCAUUAUGCAGUGUUUAAAGAUGAUGCAUUUUCACUCAGAAGACAAUGGCGAGUCAUCAGUGACAUCAGAGGCAGAGGUUUUAAAGUGUGUGUGUAAAAUGGACUGUAAAAUGAAUGCAAAAGCAGCGUCAAAGGUGUGAUAAACAAAAUACAGUACAUUUAACACUGACGUCGGUAAACAGGAGAAACAGUGGACCAAGAAAUAAUGUGUCGACAGGGAUAAAUGGUUCUUGUAAAAGCGCACAUCCAUAAAUAGGAACACUGUAGAAAAGUGGAAUUAAGAAGUGAAAUCUUUUAAACUUUUACUGCUCUUAUUUUGCAUUUUUCUAUUGCCAUUUGUGACAGGUGACAGAGGUGUUUUCUUUUUACUGUUUCUGUUUACAGACACCAUUCAUUUAUUCCUAGUUGAGUGAUGUUUUACAGUGAAAUGGUACUUGAGUAAAGGUUUUUAGUAACUCACUAUUUAGCAGACUUUUUCCCAAAACAGGUUUUUACCCAUUUAAACUUUGAACUUCUAUGAUCCAUACUCAUAUUCUCAGCCACUCUACCCACCCUGGCCUAUUGCACCAAAAUAUAAUAAUCAGUGCUCAAUCACUCUGUACCUGCCAUUAUGUGCUUGUGGUCAACAACAAUUGCACAUCCAACUCUAAAACAUGCAGGCGUUAGGUAAAGUGUCUUGCUGAAGGGCACAAUAACAGUAUUCAGUGACCAUAGCAAAUGCCACAACAAAAAAGAAAAAAAAGAAAAGGAAUCUACAGUAUAUGAUAGGUUUGUUUUAAUUUUAAUGAAAGGACUAAAAAUGUAAAUUAGUUUGUAAAUUAGACAGAUCAAUGACUUUACCUAAUAGUGUAUAUAGUAUAUAAUGAAAAUAUAGUGGGUAUGUUGGUCCAUUUUUACUGUCUGCCAAACUCCAGUAUGUAAAGAGCACACGAACAAAAUAACUACUCCAGUUUGCAGUUCAACAACGGUGCUCUCUCAUCACUAACCACUUAAGUCUGCCUAUAUUUAUUGACAUGUGUAUAAAUACUUUCUGUACAGUUUGCUUUGUCGUUUCAAGACUACCAAUGAAGUCAGUGAAUUCACACUGUGGAAAAACUACUUCUAUGUGAAAAAGUGUAUGUAAUGUUGAAUGUGAAAAUACACGAUAUAUUUGCUUGUGUCUAUAUAUGCUUUAUUAAACCCCCAGUGGCAUUUUC